GGGAAGCUACAAUGAAAUAAACCAAAUGUUUAGGAUAGCAAGGGUACAUUGACACCAUGGCCCACCAGGAGUCUUCCUGCUAUACUGGUGGGUCAGUCCAACAUUGGAUAUCAGUCUUCGAGUUAAUGUCAGAAGCAAUCACACCAUCACCCUCAGGUAUCUUAUAAUUCAUUAUGUUCACAUGGCUCCUCCCCUUCUGUCCAUAUAAAGAGAGCACAGGGAAAUCUCAGACGUCCCACAACACUAACUAAGAACCAUAAAAGUGCUGGGACUGACUGAGAAGUAAGAAAGCAGAAGUGCACAAACAAACCCAAUCUAUUCUCCGAGAAGAAGCUCCAGGAAAUCAGCAGAAGAUGUUUCCUCUCAGCCUCCUACAGACCUCACACUCCUCUUUGUGUCCCUGCAGCCAGCCUACACUUCCACUCUUCCACCAGCUGGAAGGUGACAAUCUAAGCAUGAGGAAUGACAUGGAGAGAAGAAUGCAGUGUGUGAAUGAGGCUUGUCAGCUCUUCUUUCAGGACAUGGAUAUGAGAAGAAUAACAGGCCAGAGCCAACAGCCCAAAGCCCCAGAAACUGAGGGGACCUCUUCCAACUCAGGUAAAGAUGGGAAGGAUCACUUUGAGCUGACACUGGAUGUGAGUGACUUUUCUCCUCAUGAACUAAUGGUGAAAACGCAGGGCAGGAGAGUGAUUGUGACAGGAAAACAUGAGAGGAAAAAUGACACUGAGGGUGGGAGCUGCUUCCAUGAAUACAGAGAGUGGAAGAGAAGUGCUGAUCUGCCAGAAGGUGUGAAUCCUGAGAAAAUUGUUUGCUCUUUAUCCAAGGACGGGCACCUGCAUAUUAAAGCUCCCUGGCUGACACUGACACCUGCCCGACAGAUAUCCAUUCCUAUUAGCAUGGCACCAAGAGCUGGGCCGGAAAUCCCACCCAAUGCACAGAAUAUAAAUGUAAAUGGACUUCAUUCUUCUUGAUAAGAUCACAACUUUUUGACAAAAUUUGCUUAAAUAAUUUCCUUUAUAUUAUAUAUAAUUGUUUGUACAAUGAUAGUGUGUAAAACAUGUCAGAUUUUAGUGGUAUAACAUUAAUACUACUUUUCCCUUAACAAAUGUAGUUAUAUUUUGGACUUUUUAACCGCUUUUCCUAUUUAAAUUAUAAUUCCGUAUUCCUUUAAAAUAUGCAUACCUUUAAAAAUGCCUUUAUUAGAAACUUAGGCACAUUGAAACAAUACUUUUGACAUACUAAGUCCUUAAUCAAGCCGUUGGUAGUGUUAUGGUUAAAAUUGUAUAGUAGGCAUGACUCAGUAUAGACAGAGUUCAUCCGCAGAUUCAUGCCCCCUUCAGUAGUCAGUACUGUUCUGUGGGGCCUUAUUGAGAGGUGUUUAAGGUUUCUGCCAACCUGCGUACGGUUCCGACGCUACAGUUUUUUCUGUUUCUUGUAUAUCUAUAUCAGUUGUGUGAAAGGGUAUAUAACCCCCACCAUGUGUGUUUGUUCUGUAUUCUGACUCUUUGGAAUACAAAAUCUAUGCAGCUUGUGUCAAUAAACGUUUGUGUUCUA
Messenger RNA from Xenopus laevis (African clawed frog), 1554 nucleotides. Its product is annotated as heat shock protein 30D-like. The coding region runs from base 354 to 971 and encodes 205 amino acids. The record is from RefSeq and is a predicted model, not a curated record. The transcript has a single exon. Lineage: Eukaryota; Metazoa; Chordata; Amphibia; Anura; Pipidae.